AUGGCCGGGCACCGCCGCCGCCGGCUGGAGAUCGCUGCCGCGCACAGCGCGGACGAGGUGGUCGACACCCACGCCGCGGACCUGUCCGAGUGGGUCCGCAGCCGCGUCCCGUCGGGCCUGCGGAUCGCGGCGGAGACCACCGGCAGGACCGACCUCAUCCGCGAUGCGGCCGCGCUGCUGGUGGACAUCCACUGGUUGCGGGCGCGGGAGACCACCACCCACUUCCCGAACGGGCAGGAGCGGCAGCGGAUGGAACGGACCCUCUCCCUGAUCGAGCAGGGAGUGAUCGAGGUGGACGGGCUCGUCACGCACCGCUUCGCGCCCGAGGAUGCCGCGACAGCCUACCGGCUGCUGCAGCACGAUGCGGACGUGCUGGGCGUGACGAUCGAUUGGAACCGAUAA
Geodia barretti is the source of this 402-nucleotide messenger RNA. NCBI's taxonomy places the organism in Eukaryota, Metazoa, Porifera, Demospongiae, Tetractinellida, Geodiidae. The record is from the annotation of a GenBank genome assembly.